UGUAUCAUAUAUUCAUCAAGAGAAAAGAAAAAGAAAGAAAAAACAUUACCAAAUACAAAACAAUAGAUAUAAUAUGUCUGUGAGUAACUCAUCAUCACUGGUUCUAAUCACCUUGAUAUUGGCCACGUCGUGCCUAGUCUCCGAGAGCCGGAUUGCAAGAAAGGAUUUGGGUUUGGACCUUGGCGGGAUAGGUAUAGGGAUCGGUACUGGUAUCGGCAUAGGUCUCGGUGGAGGUGGUUCCGGGUCCGGAGCUGGUGCCGGGUCAGGAUCAGGAGGAGGAGGAGGUUCAAGCUCUUCUUCCUCAUCUAGCUCCAGCAGUUCUUCGAGCUCUGGUGGUGGUGGAGGUGAUGCGGGAUCCGAGGCUGGAUCAUACGCGGGGUCACGUGCCGGGUCUGGUUCGGGCGGGAGUUCCGGGUCUGGCCGUGGAAGAGGAGGUGGUGGUGGAGGGGGUCACGGUGGAGGUGGUGGAGGAGGAGGGGGUCAAAGUGGAGGAGGUGGAUCCGGUAACGGAGGAGGGUACGGUGAAGGCGGUGGGUAUGGAGGAGGAUACGGUGAAGGCGGCGACUGAAUGAAGAAUAUUGCAUGCAUGCAAUAUCUUGUCCGUGCUAUGUGUUUAACGUAAUUAUUAUUAUUAGUAGGACAAAAAAUGCUAGAAUAAAAAUAAUUUCCUAAAGUGUGUGAAUAAAGGAGAUGGAAAAAGCUUCUGACGUGUUUGGUUAAUUAUGUACUCUUCCAUUUUCUUGAUGUUAUUGAUGUUUUAACUUUAUGUACUAUAAGUUGUAAUUUUUCAGUCUGAUUGUUGAGAAAAUUGAAUAAUGCAUGCACGUGUGUUCUUUUUCUU
Molecule: messenger RNA, 841 nt
Organism: Brassica oleracea var. oleracea
Lineage: Eukaryota; Viridiplantae; Streptophyta; Magnoliopsida; Brassicales; Brassicaceae
Product: glycine-rich protein DOT1-like
Exons: 1
Coding region: 74-568 (164 amino acids)
Source: RefSeq, a predicted model, not a curated record